AUGGUAUUGGAAUUUCGUGCAUGGCGAAGCGCCUUACCAUUUGCUGCCAUGGUAAUGGUUGAGUGCGCAGAAGUUGGAGUAUCAACCAUAAGCAAAGUGGCCAUGUCAAGAGGGAUGAGCCACUUUGUCUUCAUUGUCUACUACAAUGCCCUUGGUACCCUCAUGCUUCUCCCAUAUUUCAUCUUCCAAAGAAACAAACGAGCUCCUUUGAGUUUCAAACUCAUUUGCAGAUUCUUCCUCCUUGGCCUAAUAGGGAGUUCAGGGAAAAUUUUGUUCUUUGCUGGUGUCAAAAGCAGCUCACCUACUCUUGCAGCAGCAAUGGCAAAUCUUACCCCUAUAUUCACUUUCUUGUUUGCCAUAAUUUUCAGGAUGGAAAAGCUAGAUUUGAGAAAACCAACCAGUCAUGCCAAAUCCUUGGGCACCAUUGUAUCAGUGUUAGGGGCAUUGAUAGUGACCCUCUACAAGGGCCCUGCUCUUUUGAAGCCUUCUUCCUCACCUUCUGGCUUGACUCAUCAUCAGCCUCGCCUCUCACAGCAACAUCAUCAGCCUCUCCUCUCACAACGAUCAAACUGGAUCUUUGGAGGACUUCUACUUGCAAUUCAAUGCCUCGUAUCUUCGACAUGGAACAUUGCGCAGGCAGCGGCUGUUAAGGAUUACCCUGAGGAAAUGACCAUAGUCUUCUUCUACACCCUCUUUUUGACCUGUCAAUGCUCAGUUAUCUCCUUAAUUGUGGAAAGGAACCCAAAUGCAUGGAAAUUGAAGCCUGGCAUUGAGAUGAUUGCUAUUGUGUACGCGGCAUUCUUUGUGAGUGUCUUCCGCAUUGGUGUUCAUGUCUGGUGCUUGCACAAGAAGGGUCCUGUUUAUGUAGCCAUGUUUAAGCCCUUAGGAAUUGCUAUUGCAGUGGCCAUGGUGGUUCUUUUCCUUGGCGACGCUCUUUAUCUUGGCAGUGUGAUUGGAUCUUUUGUGAUUGCGCUUGGAUUUUAUACCGUGAUAUGUGCACAAAUCAAAGAAAAGAGGAUGGCUCUUGACAAUGGAGCUCAAAUAUUGGAACCAUCCACCCAGACCACUCCUCUGUUGCAAAGUAGCAGUAUCAAUCAAGUAUGA
Messenger RNA from Prunus armeniaca (apricot), 1104 nucleotides. The record is from the annotation of a GenBank genome assembly. NCBI's taxonomy places the organism in Eukaryota, Viridiplantae, Streptophyta, Magnoliopsida, Rosales, Rosaceae.